Molecule: messenger RNA, 2583 nt
Organism: Eptesicus fuscus (big brown bat)
Lineage: Eukaryota; Metazoa; Chordata; Mammalia; Chiroptera; Vespertilionidae
Gene: RNF128
Product: ring finger protein 128
Exons: 7
Coding region: 1-1296 (431 amino acids)
Source: RefSeq, a predicted model, not a curated record
AUGGGGCCACCGCCCGGGGCCGGGGUCUCCUACCGCGGUAGCUGCGGCUUUUCCCGGUUGCUGGCGUGGUGCUUCCUGCUGGCCCUGAGUCCGCAAGCCCCCGGCUCCCGGGGAGCCGAAGCUGUGUGGACCGCGUAUCUCAACGUGUCCUGGCGGGUUCCGCACACCGGAGUGAACCGCACCGUGUGGGAGCUGAGCGAGGAGGGCGUGUACGGCCAGGAUUCGCCGCUCCUGCCCGUGGCUGGGGUCCUGGUACCGCCCGACGGGCCAGGGGCGCUCAAUGCCUGUAACCCGCACACGAAUUUCACGGUGCCCACGGUCCCGGGGGACUGGGGACGCACCGUUCAAGUCUCUUGGUUGGCCCUCAUCCAGCGCGGAGGGGGCUGCACCUUCGCAGACAAGAUCCAUCUGGCUUAUGAGAGAGGGGCGUCGGGAGCCGUCAUCUUUAACUUCCCAGGGACCCGCAAUGAGGUCAUCCCCAUGUCUCACCCGGGUGCAGGAGACAUUGUUGCCAUCAUGAUUGGCAAUCUGAAAGGCACAAAAAUUCUGCAAUCAAUUCAAAGAGGCAUACAAGUAACAAUGGUCAUCGAAGUAGGGAAAAAACAUGGCCCUUGGGUGAAUCACUAUUCAAUUUUCCUUGUUUCUGUGUCCUUUUUUAUUAUUACGGCAGCAACUGUGGGCUAUUUUAUCUUUUAUUCUGCUAGAAGAUUACGGAAUGCAAGAGCUCAAAACAGAAAGCAGAGACAAUUAAAGGCAGAUGCUAAAAAAGCUAUUGGAAGGCUUCAACUACGCACACUGAAACAAGGGGACAAGGAAAUUGGUCCUGAUGGAGAUAGUUGUGCUGUGUGUAUUGAAUUGUAUAAACCAAAUGAUUUAGUGCGCAUCUUAACCUGCAACCAUAUUUUCCAUAAGACAUGUGUUGAUCCAUGGCUGUUAGAACAUAGGACUUGCCCCAUGUGCAAAUGUGAUAUACUCAAAGCUUUGGGAAUUGAGGUGGAUAUUGAAGAUGGAUCCGUGUCUUUACAAGUCCCUGUAUCCAAUGAAGCAUCUAAUAGUGCCUCGCCUCAUGAAGAGGAUAAUCGCAGUGAGACUGCAUCAUCUGGAUAUGCUUCAGUUCAGGGAGCAGAUGAACCACCUUUGGAGGAACAUGUGCAGUCAGCAAAUGAAAACCUACAGCUGGUAAACCAUGAAGCAAGUUCUGUGGCAGUGGAUGUUGUUCCUCAUGUUGACAACCCAACCUUUGAAGAAGAUGAAACUCCUGAUCAAGAGACUGCUGUUCGAGAAAUUAAAUCAUAAAAUCUGUGUCAAUAGGAAACUUGAACCUUUAGUAAUAACAGAACUGCCAAUCGGGGCCUAGUUUGCUAUUAAUGAACUGGAUAAAUUUAAUAAAGUAAGAAUGAUAUUGAAAGUGCUGAGAUGACUAAUAUUAUGCUAUAAUUAAGUAGCUUAAAAUAUUUAACCUAUUAACUUUUUUUCAUAAACUCAUUAUAAUGUUUUUCAUAGGCUAGUUUCCUCCCAAUAGUGAUAGCAAGAUUUUUAAACAUUCAAAACUCUCUUCAAGUAGUCAUGUUUUUCAUUUAUAACAGUUUUCUUAUAAAAACAUGUUGAUUUAAAAUGUGAAGUAGCUAUAAUUAUUUUAUUUUAUGAUGUUAUAUUAAUUAAAAAUCUACUACUUUAGCUUGGGCUAUAUGUGUCAGGGUUUUUCUCCAGGUGCUUAUAUUAAUCUGGAAUUGUAUUGUAAAAAGCAAUGCAAACUUAGGCUAAUACUUUAUGAAAUGUCUAAUUAAUCUACAUUAAGUUGAUAGAACAAGAUUAAAUCAAAACAAUUAUUUUAACUAUUCUUGUUUUUUUAAAUUAAGCUAAAUGUAUUUCAUGUAAGUGUCGAGUAUAGUUUAUCAGAGAAUAUGGACUGGACUGGAUUAGUUGGUAUAUUAGUGACACUAAUUUGGCACAAAAUUGUAGACAAAAAGUUUCCUUAUAAAACUGCUAUAUAACUAUUUCUCAGACUUUACUAAUGGAAUUUUCAAAUGCAGAGUAUAUAAAUUAUCAUACUAAUUAAAAAUGACAAGUCACACAAAAAUCGGUAAUUGAUCUUUGUAUAUGAAUUAGUCUAUAGAAAUAGUCUGCAGAAGAUGUUUUCCAAAUAAUGUUGACUUUAAAAAUUGAGUUUACAUUUUACUUAAAUGGGCUAAAAUUACAAUUAGGUAAACUAAAAUUCUAUCCAUAUAGCUAUAAAUUUUGUGAAUGCAAUUUCUUGCUGUUUGAAAAAGAAUUGAGGGAGGGGAGAGAAUUCCAGGUGCCUUAAUAUAGUGUUAGAAGCUUCAUCCACCAAAGUUAAAUAGAGAUAUUUAAAAAAUGCACUUUAUUUGUAUUUUGUGGCUUAUCUGUGGUUUUAGAAUUUUGUUUCCAGUGCAGAUUCCAGCAAAAUUUAGGCAAAAGCAGAACAGACAUGUAUUUUUUUUUUGUUUGCUAAAUGUAGAACAGAUGAAACCAUUGCAUUCUUGUACACUGAUUUGAAAUGCUGUAAAUAUGUCCUGAUUUUUAUUGAUUCUCUUUAAAUAUAAAAUGUAAAUAAAAUAUUCC